Messenger RNA from Prorocentrum cordatum, 391 nucleotides. Lineage: Eukaryota; Dinophyceae; Prorocentrales; Prorocentraceae. The record is from the annotation of a GenBank genome assembly.
GGAGCUCCUUCGCUGCAAAGAUCUGCACAGUGGUGCGGGCGAGUGCUCGACCCGCCAGGACUACGACCCUGACAAGCUCAACGUCUUCAGGACCUCCGACGUCCCAGUCCGUCUGCGUGACGUUGCCCCGCCCCGCGUGGCCGAGGUCCUGGGCAGUUUUGACUCCGAGGUGGUGCGGCCGUCCGCGGACAUCGCCCCGGAUGAGGAGAUCGUCGAGCCGUACUGGGAUCCGCUCCUCCACCCUCGGACGAAGGCCAACCGGCCGCGUCUGGUCGACUUCCUGGCCAGGGUGGCGCGGCGGGGGCUGGUGGGCGGCCGCCGUCGCCGGAAGGCCUGCGUCAGCACGUUCUUCGUGGCCAAGAAGAACGGGGACAUCCGCCUGGUGGUCGAC